GUGUGUGUGUGUGUGUGAGAGAGAGAGAGAGAGUGUGUGUGUGUGAAUAAGUCAAUGAGUCUUUUUUCAGUCUUGAUCUGUUCACUAAAAGGGGAAACUCUGUCCUUUCAUUGCAGCUCCAAAUCUCUGCCGGUGACACAGAAAACUCUGCUGCACCAUCGUCUUUCUCUUCUUCCAAAUACCAUUAACUCCAUUGUUUUGGACCAUGAGAGGUUAUUAUGGGCUGGCUGUUCUGGUGGGCGUGGCCUCACUCUUGAUGACCAGCCAAUGUGACCCAAACUGUGCAGGAGUAGAUGGCAGUGCAGGAGUGGCAGGAGCCCCGGGCAGAGAUGGACUGCCUGGGGCGAAGGGAGAGAAAGGACAACCAGCUAAGAUGGCCGACGGUCCGGUAGAUCCAAGCGUCCUACUGAGGCUGAAGGGGGAGAUGGGGAAUCGGGGUUUGCAAGGGGUCAUGGGUCCUAAAGGUUUCUGUGGGGAUCUCGGAACAGCGGGUCACCCUGGACAACCAGGUCACCCCGGCCCUGAUGGGAAGAGCAUCGGACAUGGGCAGCACCCCUCUCAGCAGGCCCGUUCAGCCUUCUCAGUGAUGAGGACUGAUAACAGUUAUCCUCCCUAUGAUCAGAGAGUAACUUACCAGACAACUGUGGUCAACAAACCUGAAGAUUUUAAUGCAGCCACAGGUGAAUUUAUCUGCAGAGUACCUGGUGUUUAUUACUUCACCUUCCACUCUGUGGCCAAGGUCAGCAUGUGUCUGCGUAUAGUUACUGAUGCUAUGGAGAGGAAGGUGGGAUUCUGUGAUCACAACAGGAACAAUGAUCAGGUGCUGUCAGGUGGCGUGGUUUUACAGCUGGCAAAAGAUCAGAAGGUUUGGCUCGAGUCCUUUAUGGACCAGCAGACAUCUACUGAGAGAAACGACAUACGAGAAAAAAAGAUCAUCUUCAACGGCUUCCUCCUUUUCGCAAAUACAGAAUAAAGUUCUGUUGUAUGCUCACGUCAGCUGGCGUCAGUCAGCAUUUACAAACCUCUGAUUUCAGAUCAUAUUUCUCAAAGCUGUUUUUAGAAUGACAGUUGACCAUAACACACUCUCACCACACAGUGACAUUUGUUAAACUUUGACUGUAACUUGUUCACCAUAAUUGUUUCCUUCAUAUUAAUGCAUGUAAACCCUCUUUGAAGACUCUUUCUGUGAUUGCCACUAAAGCAAAAUUAAAGUGUAGUAUUCAAUGGAAUGAAUACUACAAUGCUUGAUGAGAUUAAAGAAAAGUUACAUAUAAUUUCACUACACAUUUUAGCCAACCAUUAACUUUGUGGUUUUUGUCUUCAUAGUUCAAGGCUGUUUCAAAACAUAACAAUGUGGGUUAAAACAGCACAGGGUGAGUUGUUUAAUCCAGGUAGUCCAGUUGGAGAAGUUUAUGAGUUUAAAGGUUUGUCAGACACCACAGAACUGCACGUUUCUAAUAGUUGCAGUAGAAGUGUCUGGCAUGGCACUAUAGGAUGUGCCAUGCAAUAUUAUAGCAUUACUGCACCAUGUUGUACUUGAGUGUUACCUCACUUUAUUGUGUAAGUGUAUAAUUAGAAUUGAUAUUUCCAGUAAGACUGUCAAUGACCUUGGUUUUGUCUUAACACUCAAACACUCUAAAUCUCUUUGAGAAUAAAAUACAUAUAUAAUAAAAGAUGCCUAAAAUGUUGUGAUAUGCAUCUGGAUCCAGAUCUGAAGAGUAGAUGAAAAGUUAUUUCAGGUCAGUCAAAAUGUUGACUUACUAGGUCAAAAUUAUGAGGUAAAAAGUCAAAAUUAUUAGGAUAAAAAUGUAUAAUUAUGAAAUUAAAAAAUGUCAAAAAUUUGACUCAA
Molecule: messenger RNA, 1849 nt
Organism: Lates calcarifer (barramundi perch)
Lineage: Eukaryota; Metazoa; Chordata; Actinopteri; Centropomidae
Product: complement C1q subcomponent subunit C
Exons: 7
Coding region: 206-973 (255 amino acids)
Molecular function (GO): protein binding
Source: RefSeq, a predicted model, not a curated record